AUGCUUCGUCGUGGGAAAUCUAUCACAGGAACCAUCAUUGGUCCCAAUAAGACAAAUGUUAAGACAAUUAAACCUUCGAAGACAAGAAAAAUCAUUCGUCGAUACCAUUUUUUGAAUCAAUCAAAACAGAAGCUUUUGAAAUUACUGAAGUUAGAGGACUCGAACAAUUUAUUAUUUGAUACGUUAAGAUCUGGAAAUGCUGAUUUCCAACGAGGUUGUGAUAUGAAACGUGGCGAUGACGUUACAGAGAGACAACUUAUUAAGAUACAUCAACAUUCUAUGGAUUCUAAAUUACUUUAUAAUAUGUUAGGAUACGUAUAUACUGAAUUAGCAGAUGAAAAGGGUCUAUCGAAUUAUCAGAUGGCUAGUCGAAUGGGUCAAGAUGUGAAACGUGGUGGUGAUUCUUCCAAGAUACUUAUUAAAUGGAUGAAAGAGUUAGACGACACACAGGAGAAAAAUCACGAUGAACGUAAGACAAUGACGGCCUUGGAGAUUGGUUCUUUGAGUAAACAGAAUAAGAUCAGUACUAGUGGGAUUUUUAAUCCCGUGGUAAGAAUUGAUUUAAAUAAUUCUAAUGAUCAAGAAGGUAUUAUACGACAAGAUUUUAUGGAGAGACCAAUACCGCACAAUGAUAAUGACAAAUUUGAUUUAAUUUCAUGUUCAUUAGUUUUAAAUUUUGUCCCUACACCACUUGAAAGAGGUCAAAUGUGUCGUCGAUUUAAAUUUUUUUUAAAGAAUAAUUCGAAUAAUACCAGAUAUAUAUUUAUUGUAUUACCAUUACCAUGUCUUUCAAAUUCUCGAUAUAUCACACCUGAACGAUUUCAUGAUAUGAUGCUAUCUUUAGGGUACGAGAAACUGAGGUAUCAAGAGGCCAAAAAAGUUUGUUAUGCAUUGUAUCAAUGGGAUAAAAAUUUAGAGAAUGAAGAGACCCAAAAGAAACGUUUUAUGACGAAGAGACAAUGUCGAGAUGGCCCAAAAAUGAACAAUUUCAAUAUACUUCUAAGUAAAUGA
Messenger RNA from Maudiozyma saulgeensis, 1011 nucleotides. The record is from the annotation of a GenBank genome assembly. Lineage: Eukaryota; Fungi; Ascomycota; Saccharomycetes; Saccharomycetales; Saccharomycetaceae.